AUGUUGUGUGAUAAUGGUGUUUGCUAUUCUGUUGUUGGUUAUAAGUGUGGCUUCGUCGGCCCCCGCCUCAACCUCCACAACCGCGUUCAAUCCCUCAUCCGCGCCGGCGAUCUCCACCACGCCUCCGUCGUCGCCCGCCAGUCCGUGUUCUCCAACACUCGCCCCACCGUCUUCACCUGCAACGCCAUCAUGGCCGCCAUGUACCGCUCCAAGCGCUACGACGACGCCGUCGCUCUCUUCCAAUUCUUCUACAAUCAAGCCAAUAUCGUCCCCAAUGUUGUCUCCUACAAUGUAUUGAUCAACACACAUUGCGAUUCCGGUCGCGUCGAUGUCGCUCUCGAUGUUUAUCGUCACAUUCUCGCUAAUGCCCCUUUUAGCCCUUCUCAUGUAACCUAUCGUCAUCUCACAAAAGGGUUAAUCGAUGCCGGUCGUAUUGGUGAAGCUGUCGAUCUCCUCCGCGAAAUGCUCAAUAAGGGCCACGGCGCUGACUCGAUCGUUUACAAUAAUUUGAUUUUGGGUUUUCUCAACCUCGACAAUUUGGAUAAGGCUAAUGAGCUUUUCGAUGAGCUCAAAGAACGGUGCUUGGUUUAUGAUGGGGUUGUCAAUGCGACUUUUAUGGAUUGGUUUUUCAAUCGAGGAAGGGAUAAGGAAGCGAUGGAAUCGUAUAAAUCGUUGCUUGAUCGGCAAUUCAAGAUGAUUCCAGCAACUUGCAAUGUGCUCUUGGAAGUGUUGCUUAAGCAUGGGAAGAAAACGGAGGCUUGGGCGUUGUUCGAUAACAUGUUGGAUACUCACACUCCGCCUACUUUCCAAGGGGUAAAUUCGGAUACUUUCAAUAUAAUGGUUAAUGAGUGUUUCAAGUUGGGGAAAAUUUCUGAGGCAUUUGAUGUGUUCAAGAAAGUGGGUAAGAAAGCCGGGUCAAAGCCUUUCGCCAUGGAUGUGGCGGGUUACAAUAACAUUAUCACGAGGUACUGCGAGCAUGAGAUGAUGGAGGAUGCAGAGAAAAUGCAUGUGGAAUUGUCAUCAAAGUCGCUAUCCCCGGAUGUUAAUACUUACAAGACCUUAAUUGAUGCUUUUUUUAAGGUGGGUAGGGUUGAUGAUGCAUUGCAGAAGUAUUCCAAGAUGGUAGAGGCUGGCUUAAGAGUGAUUCCAGAAUAUGCCAACAGAUGGUUUGGCGCAUUGAUUGAGAAAGGUAAAGUCUUGGAGUGUGCGCCGAUUCUGACAAAAAUGGGCGAAAGAGAUCCAAAACCCGAUGCCAUGAGCUAUGAUAUUGUGAUUAGGGGGCUUGGCAAGGAAAGUAAUUUCGACAUGAGUGUUGAAUUGCUGGGUCAGAUGUUGAGGUAUAAUGUUGGUGUUACUCCUGUACUGAAGGAGUUUUUAAAUGAAGAAUUUGGGAAAGUAGGCCGAGGUGAGGAGAUUGAGAGACUUUUAGCAAUGAGGGGGCAGGGUUAUUAUCGACCAUCAGGGCCAUCAGGACCCCCUCGAAUGCCAGGACCUGUAGGAGCAUGAUUUGAGGUACAAUAUCACAAUUUGAAGUGCCUAUUCUUAUGUCUGUGAUCUUUGAUUUGGGCGAGAUAAACUCUAAAUUAUUCAUAUAUACUGAGUGUCUCAUUGUGCCACAAGCAUGAGGCGUUUAGUUGCACUUAAGCUGUGAUAUUGAGGUAGUUUUUUUUGGCAGGGAGUCAAUUAAUGUUAUUGAAGUCUGGUUGUGGCCACUGAGUCUCUUGCUUAUGUUUUUCACCUGUCUAAUCUUGUGAUUAAAUUAUUGUUGUUGGGACCUCUCCAUAUUUAUUGAAGAUGUUUUAAUUGAUAAAUUAUUAUUAGGACCAUAUUGCUUUUGGUUGUA
Camellia sinensis is the source of this 1843-nucleotide messenger RNA. The record is from RefSeq and is a predicted model, not a curated record. NCBI's taxonomy places the organism in Eukaryota, Viridiplantae, Streptophyta, Magnoliopsida, Ericales, Theaceae.